Molecule: messenger RNA, 1994 nt
Organism: Malus domestica (apple)
Lineage: Eukaryota; Viridiplantae; Streptophyta; Magnoliopsida; Rosales; Rosaceae
Product: glycosyltransferase BC10
Cellular component (GO): membrane
Molecular function (GO): glycosyltransferase activity
Source: RefSeq, a predicted model, not a curated record
CAACUAACAUUAACACGUCCCAACUUUUCGACAACGACCUUCGUACCAAGAAAGAAUAUCACAAAAAUGGAAGUCCCACCUUCCACUUGCGAACGCUGAAAUCCCGUUCACUCUCUUAAUUCAGCUUAAUCUCUACUUCUACGUCUUCUGGGUCUCUAGAAUUCUCUCCAAAGCUACGAGCUUUAAGCAUUAAGCAGCUUAAUUUAGCUCAAUCAAGUUGAUAGUCCUCCACCGCUACGAAAUCCCAGAAUCCAGAGCUUGAAGGAAGCGGAUCUGGAUUCUGGGUUUCACGUGGAAGAACGAAAGAUGAGAGCUUGAGCUACUUCUGAAGCUUUUUUGGGAGCUGAGAAGGUGCUUGAUGCAAAAGCAGCUUAUUAGUUAAGUGAGUAAUGAAGCGGAAGGCGGGUCCGCAGAAAGCUCAGCACAAAUGGAAGAGGAAGCUGUUCACUUUGAUUUUGGUGGGGAUCUGCUUCGGGACGUUGGUGCUGCUGAUGCACACUCAGUACAGUCGGAUUAUGACGCUCGCUUCGUUGCGAAAUUCUCAGCAAAAUCAACGGCCCAAGAUCGCCUUCUUGUUCAUCGCUCGCAAUCGCAUUCCGUUGGACAUUCUUUGGGAUGUUUUCUUUCAGGGAGGGGAGAGUAGGUUUUCGAUUUAUGUUCACUCAAGGCCGGGGUUUCUGUUCAACAAGGCCACCACAAGGUCGGUUUUUUUCUUGGAUCGUCAAGUCAAUGAUAGUAUACAGGUAGAUUGGGGAGAAGCAAGCAUGAUUGAGGCAGAGCGCAUAUUACUAAGACAUGCACUCGAGGAUCCUCUUAAUCAACGCUUUGCCUUUGUUUCCGAUAGCUGCAUUCCCCUUUACAAUUUCAGCUACAUAUAUGACUACAUCAUGUCGACGAGAACCAGUUUUGUAGACAGCUUUGCUGAUACGAAAGAGGGCCGCUACAAUCCAAAAAUGCAUCCUGUUAUUCCUGUUCAUAACUGGAGAAAAGGAUCACAGUGGGUUGUCUUGACCAGGAAGCAUGCAGAGGUCGUAGUGAAAGACGAUAGAGUCUUUCCUAUGUUUCAAUUGCAUUGCAAGACAAAAUCGCUACCUGAGUUUUGGCGGAAUCGUCCCAUUCCUGCUGAUACAUCCAAGCAGCACAAUUGUAUCCCGGACGAGCAUUAUGUUCAGACAUUACUGGCUCAACAAGGCCUUGAGGGAGAACUCACGCGUAGAUCGCUGACACACACGUCAUGGGAUUUAUCAUCCUCUAGAAACCGUGAACGCCGUGGAUGGCACCCUUUGACUUACAAAUUUUCAGAUGCUACUCCCAUGCUUAUUAAAUCUAUAAAGGAGAUAGAUAAUGUCUACUACGAGACUGAAUACCGGAGAGAAUGGUGUAGCAGCAAGGGAAAACCAUCUCGGUGCUUUCUUUUUGCUCGAAAAUUUACCCGUCCUGCUGCUCUCAGGCUUCUUAACACGACUGCACUGGAACUUAACCGGAGCAAUGAUUAAAGUAUAACCGUGCUUAAGUUUAUUUUCCGCUCAACCGGGUAGUGGAUAUGCUAGGAAUAUUAACUAGAUUUGCAAUGAGAGGAAUAAAAGGAGGAGGUGGUGUAAAUUUUGUGGGGGUGGGGGUGUUUACUGUGGUAUGUAUUCUUUUUAGAACAAAAAAUGGACGACCCCGUACCUAUAAGACUCUCCGCUUUGCGAGGGUUAGGAAAACGUCUAUAGUACACAAUAAAAAAGGAAAAUAAGAAUCACAUUGAAUAGAAUCAACAAAAAGAAACCAGUUCAUUCUUUUGUUAAGUUGGAACUACAACUCUCCCUAUUUCAGAUGUAAUGGUUAAUAUUUAGGGUUUAGUCCUUGUUUCAAUUUCCUUGGAUAUUCUUCAAUACAAUUCACCACGAUGUUCCGCCUUUGCAGUCCUGCAGUUGCGGAGCCACCGUGGAGUCAUUGUACUCGGUUAACCCAAAUAACUUUAUUUUCAUUGAAAGGGCAAGUGUUUGAUA